AUGGCAUCGCCGGGUAAGCGUCCGCUACCGGCCGAAUAUACGAACGACAGCGUUGACCCUCAGCGGCACGGAGGCACGCAGCCAGACGACCGUACGCCCAAGGCCCCUCGCUCGUACGCGUCAUUUGCCGCCUCGGACGAUUGGGGGGCGACGCCGUCCUUGCCUUCGCGAGCAUCGUCCCUCUCGAGCGUGACCCGCAAGUCGUCUCCGACGAAACAGUUCAGACACGCAGAGCUGUGGGAGGACGGGUUCACCGUCAGGAAAAUCAAUCAGGCACACAACAAACCCGCCGACAAGAUCCAGCCGCUGCCGAAAUCCCUCCGCGACCUCAAGGCCCGCUUGAACCAGGUCAGCCUGGGCGUACAUCUGUUGCCGGAGCGGUGCCGAGACGAGUUCUCUCAUCUUUCCUACCCCGCCGAGGAUGCAUCGAUCCCUCCGUCUGCCUACAUGCCCCAGGAGGCAGAAGCAGUGCAGCAAUGGCGCACCCCCCCGCUUUCCCUCAUCAACAAGACUAUCUCCAAGGCCACGGAUUGCGACGUCCGCCGCAAGGACGAGUACGCCUGGAACGCCGACGUACACCACGGCCUGUUUGCUUUUGUUUUUGACGACGAGGGCCUUGUGGACGCAGAAACCUGUCCUACGGCCGAUAUCCUCUCUCGCUUCAAGCCCAAGGGGGCACCGUCCAAGAGCAUCGACUUCUGUCUCGUAGUUCGGCCUGAAAAUCUGGCCGAAGAGGCCGAGGAGCGGGAGAAGAUGGAACUGCUCUGCAGAUACCGCUUUGGCAACUCGAUCAACCACUCGGUGCAGGGGAACCUAUGUUGCUGCCCGAUUGCCGUCUCCAUCGAGACUAAGCGUCCCGGCGGGCAAUGGGAUGACGCGCUGCUUCAGAUGGGAACCUGGCAGGCGGCCCAGUGGCGCAGCUACACGCAACACGGCCUUCCGCCAUGCCCAGCCCUCGAGUUCUUGCCCGGCAUCAUCGUCCAUGGCCACCGGUGGCGAUUUGUCGCCACAGUCCGGCAAGGGUCCAAGGCUGUGUUGCUGACCGAGAUCGACAUCGGGACAACAUCGACCGAGUUUGGCGUCAUACAGAUCGUCAUUGCACUAGAGAUCCUCAAGCGGUGGUCUGCCGAGGUCUUUUGGCCGGCUUUCAAGAGCGACGUGGUACAUCACGGGCUUUCCGUCGUAGCGGAAUAA
Molecule: messenger RNA, 1194 nt
Organism: Colletotrichum navitas
Lineage: Eukaryota; Fungi; Ascomycota; Sordariomycetes; Glomerellales; Glomerellaceae
Exons: 3
Coding region: 1-1194 (397 amino acids)
Source: RefSeq, a predicted model, not a curated record